CCCCUUCGUUGUCGUUUGACAACCAUUUCAGGUUUUCAUUUGCGACGCACCUUGGGCUAUAUUAUCCAUUGAAAUUGCUAGUUUGUGCUCGCUGCAGUAGUGUUUUUACUAAUUGAAUAUUUGAUAGUGAAUUUAGGUAUUUUGAAAUAACCUCUGACCCCAGAUUUUUAUAGCAAUGGGCUUUUUGAGUUAUGUGUUUGGACCGAAAUUAUAUCAGGAGUAUGGGUUGGAUAAGAAACUUUACGAACCAGGUGGCUUGGAACGCUUCGGUGAUCAAAUUUUAUCCACGCUCUCUUUGAUGUGGAACAUUAGCUAUUAUACAUCUCCGCUUAUAGUAACUUUCUUGUACAGAAGAGGCUACUUGAUUGCCGAUUCCAUUUCAUCAUUUUUCAAGUUCACCACUAGUAUUGGUAUCAUUGUCGUCAUAUCGUUAUGUAUUCGCGGUUUAGGUCGCUCUCAAUCAAGGUCGUAUGUAAAAAUGAUCAAGGCUAUCGAGUUGUCCAAGUUAUCCAACUCUGAUGAAGCCAAGCGAGCUAUUCGGAAAUUCGACUUUGAUUUUCGUUCAUGGCAGGUAGACUUUGAUGCAAGUAGCUUGCAAAGCGAUGAGAAGAAAAGACAAUUAGCUACAAGCAGCCGCGACCCUCGCCAAUUUAGAUUUGCUACAUUACCAUGCAAACUAGCCGCAUAUGUGGCCAUACACACAUUUGGUAUACGCAUGAUUUAUCCCGGAUAUAUAAAGAUUUUACAAUAUUACAUGCAUGCAUUCUUGGUUGAAGGACGGUCCAAAUUGGUUGAUGAGCACAAUGCUGUGCGUAACAAAAUAAAAACGGUAGAUCACAAUGAAAUCGAUAGCAUUUUCGUAGACAAUCGUCAAAAUGGAAAUGCAAACGGAGAUACCCUAGUUAUUUGUUCUGAAGGAAAUGCCGCUUACUAUGAAGUCGGUAUAAUGGGCACACCGUUGGCGUUAAGGUAUUCUGUACUAGGAUGGAAUCAUCCGGGUUUCGCAGGCAGUUCUGGUGCUCCAUAUCCAGAUCAAGAUAAAAAUGCCAUCGAUGCCGUUGUGCAAUUCGCUAUUCACCAUCUUGGUUUCGCCGUCGAAGACAUUAUUUUAUAUGGCUGGAGUAUUGGUGGAGUUAGCGCUUUAUGGGCUUCGAAUCUCUAUCCAGAUGUAAAGGGAGUGAUUUUAGAUGCAACAUUUGAUGACGUGUUGUAUCUUGCGCAGUCGCGCAUGCCCGAGAGCUUGGCCGGUAUAGUGAAGCUUGGUAUAAGGGAAUAUUGUAAUUUAAAUAAUGUAGAAUCUAUACAAAAUUACAAUGGACCAAUACUACUGAUACGGCGGACCGAGGACGAAAUCAUUUCCGACGAUAAUCGCAUUGAAUCUAACCGUGGAAACUACUUGGUUAUAACUCUACUUAAGUAUCGUUAUCCGUUGAUAUUUAAGACGGCACAAUUGGCACGGAUUAAGAACAUUUUGUCGCGCCCUGUAGAAACAAAGAACUUUUCUGUAACAAAUGAUGACCUUUGCAUGUCCCGUCUCAUAACAUACGCUUCUGAUCAGGGUAAAUCGUUUCCGAUGUUGAUUGGUGAAGAUUACACAGAAGAAACUCGAGAUCAAAUGGCCGAAUUUUUACUGCGAAAACAUUUUCGUGAUUACAAAUCUACACAUUGUACACCGUUGCCUAGAGAUUACUUUGACAUUCCAUGGGACAUUCCCAUUGAAAGUGGCUUUGUAUUUACCUAAAUCGCUUUAAUAACAUGAGGUAGCUGUGACUGUUGUACACUAACUGUGACUAGUUGUACACUAAGCAAAGCUGUACUAAUAUUCGUUGGCGAUUGAUAAUAGAUAUUUGAAGUUCUAUUUCCGUUUAUGAUAUAUGGAAUGCAUUUAGAUUUAAUUUGAUUGUAAUUAAUAAAAAUAUUUCAACACUUGUUUGGGACACUGUAUUGAAAAAUGACAUUGAAUAAUAAAAUGAGUAAAUAAGAACAUAAA
This is a messenger RNA of Rhagoletis zephyria (snowberry fruit fly), 1990 nucleotides long. Its product is annotated as protein ABHD16A. The record is from RefSeq and is a predicted model, not a curated record. Gene Ontology annotation, biological process: phosphatidylserine catabolic process; monoacylglycerol catabolic process. Gene Ontology annotation, cellular component: endomembrane system. Lineage: Eukaryota; Metazoa; Arthropoda; Insecta; Diptera; Tephritidae. Gene Ontology annotation, molecular function: glycerophospholipase activity; monoacylglycerol lipase activity.